Messenger RNA from Drosophila rhopaloa, 2604 nucleotides. It is a transcript of the gene Mer, whose product is annotated as moesin/ezrin/radixin homolog 2. Gene Ontology annotation, molecular function: cell adhesion molecule binding; actin binding. The coding region runs from base 506 to 2407 and encodes 633 amino acids. The transcript has 5 exons. Gene Ontology annotation, cellular component: cytoskeleton; plasma membrane; adherens junction. Lineage: Eukaryota; Metazoa; Arthropoda; Insecta; Diptera; Drosophilidae. Gene Ontology annotation, biological process: positive regulation of early endosome to late endosome transport; regulation of cell shape; positive regulation of protein localization to early endosome. The record is from RefSeq and is a predicted model, not a curated record.
CUGAUCACGUUCAUGCCGCACACAUCGCAAACUUUGCGAAGAAUUGUGAAUACAGUGCAAACAAUUGACCGACUUGGACUCCGUCGAACUCGGUAAAUGUGAAACGCUAUUUACCAACCUGUCGGCUAGUUGCUCGACCUCAAGGAGACGAAAGUUGGUUAAGCACACUGCCCCCACACGCAGUUCUCGAAUCGCGCAUCCGCAUGAUCGAAGUGACUUACUCUUUCUUGCUCUCGCGCAGCCUUCAGCCCAGAAAUUGUCAUUGCCCGGAGCAAUAACUUGCCAGGAAAAUGAGGCAGUCCGUGAAUAGCGAGGACCGCAGGAGCAGCAACCAGGAAGAGGGCCACUAGCUGGCACAGGAGCAGCAGUAUUAUCAGAAGCAAGUGGAGCAACAAGUUCCUGCACUCAACAAGUUAUCACAGACAGCACUGGGGCAUACAUCCCCACUAAGAACAUCCAAAUCGAAUCCAACAUCAUAUCGAAAAUAGCACAUCACAUAAUCGCGAUGAGCCUCUUCGGCACCAAGAAGAACCGCUCCCUGUCGGUGCGUGUGAGCACCUUUGACUCGGAACUGGAAUUCAAGCUGGAGCCGCGCGCCUCUGGGCAGGACCUGUUUGACCUGGUGUGCCGCACCAUCGGGCUGCGCGAGUCCUGGUACUUCGGACUGCAGUACGUCGACACGCGCAGCAACGUCUCCUGGUUGAAGAUGGAAAAGCGAGUGCGCGACCAGCGCGUCGAGCUGCAUGCCAGCAACAAUGUGUACGUCUUCAGCUUCUACGCCAAGUUCUUCCCGGAGAACGUCAGCGAGGAGCUGAUCCAGGAGAUCACGCAGCACCUGUUCUUCCUCCAGGUGAAGCAGAGUAUCCUCUCCAUGGACAUCUACUGCCGGCCGGAGGCGUCCGUGCUCCUGGCCUCGUACGCUGUGCACGUGCAGUACGGUCCGUACGACUACGAGACCUACAAGGACGGCAUGCUGGCCGGGGGCGAGCUUCUGCCCAAGGGGGUGACCGAUCAGUACCAGAUGACCCCCGAGAUGUGGGAGGAGCGCAUCAAGACUUGGUACAUGGACCACGAGCCCAUGACGCGCGACGAGGUGGAGAUGGAGUACCUGAAGAUCGCACAGGACCUGGACAUGUACGGAGUGAACUACUUUCCUAUUACAAAUAAGAACAAAACCAAAUUAUGGCUGGGCGUCACCUCCGUGGGCCUGAACAUUUACGAUGAGCGCGACAAGCUAACUCCAAAGACCACGUUCCAGUGGAACGAGAUACGGCACGUCAGCUUCGACGACAAAAAGUUUACCAUUCGUCUAGUGGACGCCAAAGUUUCGAAUUUCAUAUUUUACUCGCAGGACUUGCACAUCAACAAGAUGAUUCUUGACUUGUGCAAGGGCAACCACGAUCUGUACAUGCGCCGUCGCAAGCCAGAUACCAUGGAAAUCCAGCAGAUGAAAGCCCAAGCCAAGGAGGAGAAGCAGCGCCGCCAGAUUGAGCGAAAGAAGUUCAUCAGGGAGAAGAAGCUGCGAGAGAAGGCGGAGCAUGAACGCUACGAGCUGGAAAAGAGCAUGGAGCACCUGCAAAACGAGAUGCGCAUGGCCAGCGACGCACUGCGCCGUUCUGAAGAAACCAAGGAACUGUACUUUGAGAAGAGCCGCGUGAACGAGGAGCAGAUGCAGCUGACCGAGUGCAAGGCGAACCAUUUCAAGACGGAAAUGGACCGACUUCGCGAGCGGCAAAUGAAGAUCGAGCGGGAGAAGCACGACCUGGAGAAGAAGAUCCGCGAUGCCGACUUCUAUGUGCACCAGCUAACGGUGGAGAACGACAAGCGGGAGGCCGAGACGGAGAAGCUGCGAAAGGAACUGAUCUGCGCUAAAAUGGCCGAGCGCGAAGCCACCGCCCGGCUGCUGAACUUCCUUAAUAGCGGUCGCAAGUCUUCGACGGACAGCCUGCUGACCACCUCCAGUGUCUCGCAUGUGGCCAACACGGCGUCUAGCAUGGCGGCCAUUAGCACGCCAUCGCUGACCACCAGUAGCUCAACCAAUGACAUGGAAAUCGCCGGCGGUGCCGAACUGACCACCCACUACCUGGCCCAAGGCGACAACUCCAGCGGCAUCUCUGACGACUUUGAGCCCAAGGAGUUCAUCCUGACCGACAACGAGAUGGAACAGAUAACUAACGAGAUGGAGCGCAACCACCUGGAGUACAUGCGAAACUCCAAGAAGCAGGUGCAAAACCAACUGCAGACACUGCGCUCCGAGAUCGCGCCGCACAAGAUAGAGGAGAACCAAAGCAACCUGGACAUCCUCAGCGAGGCGCAGAUCAAGGCCGGCGAAAAUAAGUACUCCACGCUCAAAAAGCUGAAGUCUGGGUCCACAAAGGCGCGUGUGGCCUUCUUCGAGGAGCUUUGACCGACCUUGUUGCCUUUGUAACAUGACUAACCCCUCAUCUAGCUGUACGAUACUUGUACUUGGUGUGUGCCUGUGCGCGUGCUAGAGUGUGUGAGUGCCUUAACCGUAGGUGUAUUAUACUAUACUAAAUGUUUUUCGAUUGUUUACUCAAGCCGCUGCUGUAAUAAACCAAAAUUGCAAGGCCUGGCCCAAAGAUA